Molecule: messenger RNA, 2810 nt
Organism: Hevea brasiliensis (rubber tree)
Lineage: Eukaryota; Viridiplantae; Streptophyta; Magnoliopsida; Malpighiales; Euphorbiaceae
Product: E3 ubiquitin ligase PARAQUAT TOLERANCE 3-like
Exons: 1
Coding region: 759-2543 (594 amino acids)
Biological process (GO): ubiquitin-dependent protein catabolic process; protein ubiquitination; mRNA processing
Cellular component (GO): nucleus
Molecular function (GO): ubiquitin protein ligase activity; nucleic acid binding; zinc ion binding
Source: RefSeq, a predicted model, not a curated record
AUUCAAUGAAAAAUCAAAUUGAUUUAUUUUUUAAAUUUUGAUUUUUCAUUUAAUUGAUGUGAUUUUGAUUAUUAUUUGGGUUACCUCUGUUCGAUUUCCAUUUAAAAAAAAUUAACUUAUUGGCUAAAAGAAAGCUAAUCCUUAACGAUAAUUUUAUUCAAUUUUUUUAAUUUUAACAAAAUUGGUCAAAAUUUUAAAAUGUAUAAAAUUUUAUGUAAAUUUCCAAAAAUUUAAAAAUUUAUUGCAAUUUUAUCCAUUUUUUUAUAUAUAUCCUCUUACACUUCAUUUUUUUAUUGAUCCAACCUUAUCGAUACUAUUAACUACUUUCAACUUUAUUUUGACAUCCAUUGUACAUCAAAAAAUUGAGAUUUGAGUGGUAAGGGAAGAUAAGGCUUAACCUUGUUUACCCUCAUCCUUCAUUAAUUCACAUCUUCCUAAACAGAGAUAAAAUAAUUGUUUCUCUUAAUCUUUACACUCAUCCAAACAGACCCUUGACCUUAGCAUGAGGAACUCAAUAGUACAGAUAAUACGAGGAACUCAAUAGUAUAGAUAAUUAAAAUUAUAAGGAUAAAAUAAUAUAAAUAAUUAAAUAUCAAUUAUUAAAUUAAUUAUAAGGAAACGCGUAAAUAUGCCUUGCACUGGGACUUUGAUAACAUUAUGCGUAAAUACGCGUAUAUAUCGAUCCUCUUGUAUGCGAAUCAAAUAUCAAUUUCAUUCAAAACAAAUUUUAUAACAUUCUUCCCUUCGUAUUCAAUUCAAUGCCGAUUCAUUUUAAAUUUUUCAGUGCAAAGGAGUAUGAUUCCUUCUCGGUGGAUAGCUCUGUUAUUUCUGUUGAUGCUCUGAAACAGAAAAUUGUUGAAUUAAAGUAUAAAUCUAAAUCCAAUAGCUUGUGUUUGGGUACUGAUUUGGACCUUGUGGUCGUUAAUGCCCAGACGAAUGAUUGUUACGCUGAUGAUAUGCUGAUCCCUAACAAUACUAGGGUUCUGAUUCGUCGUGUUCCUGGAUCGCGACGUCGCAAGCCCAUCGACAAUACAACUAUUGUUGUUAGGGAAAAGCAACGGCCACUUAGUUCCUCUUAUUGUACUGGUUCUAAUUCCUCCAAGAUUAGCUCUGAAACUGCUAUUACUGCUUCAUGCAGAAGCAACCCUGCAAAUACUGGUGUUAGUUCUGUUUGUUCAAGUACUGUAACUAGUUUGUCCACAACAAAACCCAAUGGGGUUGAUGGAUUUCGAUGUGACGAUGGGUUUGGGGAUGAUGUGUUUGUGAUUCCUAGAAUGAAGCCAGUUCAGCAUAGCAAGUCAACUGUAGAUGCAGAAUCUGAUGAGGACAGCAAGAUUAAGGCUUUAGUAAAUGCUCCAGCCUUGGAAUGGCGGUUGGAAGGUUCAAAUGGUGUGAAAAAUGGUAGGGGUUUUAGUGGAUUGGUGAAGAAAAUACCACCAGAGGGUUAUGUAUGUCACAGAUGUAAAGUGCGAGGACAUUUUAUUCAGGACUGCCCAACAAAUGGAGAUCCAAAUUAUGAUUGCAAAAGAUUGAGGCCUCCUACUGGAAUUCCCAAGUCGAUGCUGAUGCCAAACCGAGGUGGCUCUUAUGUGUUGUCAAGUGGUGCAACUGCUGUUUUACAGCCAAAUUAUCAUGCUUUUGAGAAGGAAAUUUUUGGCUGCUUGCCUUCAAAGAGAUCCUGGUCUGCUAGUGAUCUUCCACCAGAACUUCUCUGCCCCUUGUGCAAACAAGUAAUCAAGGAUGCUGUCUUGACUAGCAAAUGUUGUUUCAAGAGCUUUUGUGAUAAGUGUAUCAGGGUUCAUCUAAUCACCUCUAAGUUGAAAUGUGUUUGUGGGGCAACAAAUAUCCUUACUGAUUAUCUGAUUCCAAACAUGACGCUUAGGGACACAAUUAAUUGCAUUGUGAAAUCUGGUCCUUGUUACAGCAGCAGUGGUGAAAAUGCCAAAAGAAACUCUUUCCAAGAUAAGGAUAUGGAAUUGGCUCACUGUUCAGAACCUCAGAUCUCUACAACAAAACCAUCUGCAGAAUCAUUUCAGGAAGAGCAGAAGCCAUCACCUGGUGAUGUAGAAGAUGGGGCAAAUAAAAGAAAACUUAUUGAUGCUCCACACCAGACAACUAAGAAAGCUAGAACUACAGGAGCAACUAAUGUAUCUGAAGAUACUAUUGGGCCAAUGAGAAUGAAAGAUACAGCAUCACAAGGAGGUGUCAUGGGGGUUGAGGAAAAAGUGCAGCAAAAGGAGAUUUCCAGUGAGGUAGAGAAGAAAAAGGACGAGAGAGAAGUGGUCAAGGGUGAAGUCAAGCAAAAGGUGGUUUGUGGUGCGAGAGGAAAGAAAAAGAGAGAAAGAAGUCAAGAUGUUGAGACUGAGAGCUAUAUGAUGCCUAUUGGUUCUUAUGCAUACAAUCCAUACUGGGUUGGUGCGCAGGUGGGGUUGGAAGGAUGUAUGGCACCUUAUUAUGCUGCUGGUGCGAUGAUCUAUGGAUUGAGCUCCUUUGGAACAUCAUUCAAUGGUCUGAUGAAUCAAUACACUUUUAGUAUGCAGUGAAUGGGUGACAGGAGAUGACGCUGUGGGUUAAAAGCUUGGAUGUUGACUUUUAAUGGCAAUCGUUCCUCUUUUUCUAGUUUCUUUUGGGCCUAAAUGUACAGUAGGAGAACAUGGAUUUACGUUGGUCUAACCUUGGCCAGUUUUGUAAUCGCUGUUUUAAUAUUCUUAUAAAACUCUCAUAUUCUUUUUUCCAAUAAUUUUGUUGUUUAUUUCAUUUAUUUAUUCUCACAACGAAUGUGUCUUUUGCAAAAAAAAUAAGGGUUGCAA